AUGUUGGCAUUCAUCCUAGCGGUUUGUUUCCUAUCUCUACAACUUGAGGCAAAACCAUAUUAUCCUCCCGAAAACUGCCCAGAAGUUGGAGACAGACAGAUUUCGACUGAUAUGCGAUAUACGCUUUUCGCCUUCAUGAAAUUUGAUAACCCAAAUGUGGUGUACAGUUGUGAACUUGAAAAACUAAAUAUUCCAUUCAUAGAUACUAAUGAAUGGCCAAGUGACGAAUAUACUCCUUUGCUACACUUCGGUAAAAAGAGUAGAUGGCCGUCGGUGGAUGCUUUUCUUCAAGAAACAUUCGAUCACUGGAAGCCAAGAGAUGCAAAGGAAGUUGGAUGCAGCUUUAAAGACGAUGGCGAAGAGUACAAAGUUACAUGUGUGUGGAAGACGAAGUAA
Messenger RNA from Strongylus vulgaris, 396 nucleotides. The record is from the annotation of a GenBank genome assembly. Lineage: Eukaryota; Metazoa; Nematoda; Chromadorea; Rhabditida; Strongylidae.